Funneliformis caledonium is the source of this 195-nucleotide messenger RNA. The record is from the annotation of a GenBank genome assembly. NCBI's taxonomy places the organism in Eukaryota, Fungi, Glomeromycota, Glomeromycetes, Glomerales, Glomeraceae.
AAAUUCAAUUACUUUAAGUAGAAAAUUAGAUUACAGAACAGUUAAAGGAAUAAAAGCCAAAUUAUUAACUUCAUUUAAUAGUGCAUUAGAAGAAGUAAUUAGUAAAGUAUUAGCAAGUCAGCAUGAAAUUUGUGAUAAUGAUAAAUUUCGAAGACUUAUUAUAAGAGAUGAUAAAAAAUUUAAAGAUAAUAUUAG